Messenger RNA from Zea mays, 3791 nucleotides. RefSeq lists its product as uncharacterized. Bases 1189 to 2589 code for a protein of 466 amino acids. NCBI's taxonomy places the organism in Eukaryota, Viridiplantae, Streptophyta, Magnoliopsida, Poales, Poaceae. Gene Ontology annotation, molecular function: protein binding. The transcript is spliced from 6 exons. The record is from RefSeq and is a predicted model, not a curated record.
GGCACUGGCUACUGGCACGGCACGGCAACGGACCCGAAAUCUUUCUUCGAUCCAGCUGUGAACGGUGCGGUGUCCACUCCCUCCGGCGCCGCCUCCCUCCGGAUCCACCGCUCUCUGGUUUCCACACGCGGUCGCCCGCCUCCUCGCCUCCACAAGCCUACGCCGCCGCCCUCGCCUCUUUGCCGUCGCCCCGCUCGCCUGCUCCGCCACCGGCCCGACCAGCCUCGCUUCCUCCCUCUGCCUCUCCCUCCCAACUCCCGCCGCCGAAGCGCGCAGCUCCGCCAGCCCCGACGCGGCUCUGCCGGCUGCCGCGCCAUCCCUCCGCCGGCUCCCACGCGCACCUCCUCGACUGCGCGAAGCCUCCGCGCCGCCGCCGCCAGGGCCGCCUCCUCCGCGACCGCGCGCCGCCCCUCUCCACCUCCUCUGCGGCCGCGCCACCUCCUCUCUGCUACAUCGACCAACAGCUCAGGAAGCAACGAGCGUUCCAGCGGUAUGACAUGAUCCCACAGAACGCUUUGAGAGUAGCAGAGGAAGGAGGAACGAGGAAGGGUUUAUAGUUUGGAUUAUAUGAUUGGAUGAUCGGAUGGUUAGUAGUUUGGAUUGGAAGAUUGGAUCACAUCGCGUAGUCCACCUCUCCUCUCCAGUUUCCACGAGAAAAAAAGUACUGGCAUAUUAAUUUCAGAUUUUUAGUACCACUUAUGUCAUUAACAUUAGCAAUGGUAAAUUCCUCUUAUUUUGUUAACGUAUCUCUCAACAUGCUUAUUUAUAUUUAUUUGCUGCAGAACAUAUUAAAUCUUUGCUUAAUUUUGAAUUGUUCGCUGUAAAUUAGAACUUAUAUGUGCAUAUACAUGUAGUCAUGUAUCAAAUCCGCCGUUCAGUCAUUCAGUGCUCUGUUCAAGUGUGGAUCCUCUUUCCCACCAAGUCAAGGUUUGUGAAUUCGGGAGUGCUAGAAUCUUGAUCUUCCACAAGAGAAUGUCUCCAGAAGCAAUGGAUAGGCUUCUAGAAAAAGAUAAAGUGCCAAACCCAUGCUAUAGAGUAUAGACUGAGUUUCAACAUUGGAAGGCUCAACUAAAUAUACCAGUUCCGGAUACACACUACAGGACAAAGGUGCACAGCACCCGAUAGCGCGCUGCCUUUUUUAGUGUAGAACUAGAAAACCAACGCACAACACAAACCAGAGAGUUCUCCAUGGACGUCGGUGGCGGCGCCACCGGCACACGCUGCCGAGACCCCACCGCUGACCCCUCGUCCCAGUUCUUCGUUGACGCUGGCCAUCCAUACGCAGUCGCUGCAGCCACUGCGCUCACCUCCCACCGCACCAAGUCCAAGUGGUCCCACCUCUCUUCGGUCCCCGUCCCCUCCCCCUUCCUGGCCUCCGCCGCCGCCGGCGUGCUCCUCCUCCUCCGCCACCGACCGCACACCGUGCUCCGCUUCCAUGCCUUCGCCAUCCGCCGCCUCCUUCCCUCCCGCUCCCCUCCCCCUCUCGUCUUCUCUGCCGCCGCAGCCCACGUCGCGGCGGCCUCCCGCCUUCGGGGCCCUGCCCUCUCCAUCCUUGCCUCUGCCUCCCGCCACUGCUCACCGGCCCAGAUCUUCAAUGCCCUCGCUGCCACCUACCGCUGCUUUGCCUCCGCCCCAUUCAUCUUCGACCUCCUCCUCCUCGCCUACCUUCGCUCCCGCCGCGACGUCCUCGCUGCGGCCUCCGUCGCCCGCCGCAUCCUCGCUGCCGGCGCACGGCCGCUCCCCUCCACUGCGGCAGCUCUUCUUCGUUCACUCCCUUCCGCCACCGCGGCCCUCGACAUGUAUCAUCAAAUCUACACGCAUCCAAGUCCACGGAGCAAUCACCUCCUCCUGCCGACUGUUCACACCUUCAAUUCCCUCCUCCUUGCUUUCCACCGCGAAGGCAAGUGUGAUGAAUUCAAGAUUGUGCUCCAGGAAAUGGACAAAUAUUCCUGCAAGCACAACGUGUGCACCUACAGCAUCAGGAUGUCUGGGUACUGCAAUGGCGGGCAUGUGGAUAAGGCGCGAACACUAUGGGAUGAGAUGAUUCAGGAAGGGAUCCAGCCUGAUAUAACUGCGUACAACACAAUGAUUAGUGGGUAUUGCCAUUCUGGGGAGGUAGGGGUGGCAGAGGAGAUGUUUAAAAAUAUGUUGAUGGGUGGGAUUGAUUCAAGUGCCACGACGUUCGAAUGGUUGGUCAGAGGGCAUUGUAUGGCACGGGAUGUCGAGGCAGCAAUGCUUGUGCGUGCAGACAUGAAAAGGAAGGGGUUUGGGUUGGCGCCAGAGGUUGUUGAGGAAUUGCUGGAUGGAUUAUGUCAAAAUGGGAGGGUUGAGGAUGGCUUGAGUGUUUUGCGAGAGGAGAUGAAGAGGGAAGAAUUUGUGCCAACCCGGAGGAGUUACGAGGUGUUGAUUAUGGGGUUUUGUGAUGGAGGGAAGGUGGAGGUGGCAAUCAGACUCCAAGCAGAGAUGGCUGGAAAAGGAUUCACUGCUGGCAGCGAGGUGUACUAUGCAUUUAUUAGUGCUUAUGAGAAGUCUGAAAAUUAUGAGAUGGUCGAGAAGUUGAGGAAGGAAAUGUCGGCGAUGGGCACUUAGAGCAUGUCUAGCAGCUCACCAAUAAUUCAUCCCUAAUAAAAUGGUAUUGGUGGUCACCAAUAGUGCUUUUUUUGGAAUAUUGGGGAGACUCUAUAGUAGAUUACCAAUAAUCUUUCCCAAUACAUGGGACCCACAUGUCAGAAUAGAGGAUGUGGGAGGAAGAAGAUGACGACAGUUGUUGUGGUCCCAACACCUAUAGAGGGAGAUGCAACUCCCCUUUUAUUUGAGGGGAGAUGGGAGAUUUGUUUUGGUGACCACCAAAAAAAGGGAGAGCUAUUGGGGAGCUGUUGGAGCAAUGGAAUUGCCUCAUCUCCCCCAAUAUGACAGUUUUAUGGGGAUGAGGGAUGGUAUUGGAGAGCUACUGGAUGCUCUAUCGGAUCUGAUAUUUGGCUUGGAUAUUGCACAGUGAUGCAUGGAUAUCAACCUCACCUUAUUGCAGUUGAGAACUAUGGUGAGAGGUGUGUAAAGCUUGUUUGCUUCAAACCGAUGGUAACAACUGGUAUGGAAACAUCAUGUUAGAGCAGGCAUUAGUUCCAUAUUCCACUCAGUCACAUUCAUCUAAAUGUAAGCGUCUAUUGUAGUUAUGUAGUUGGCAUGAAUAUUUAUACCUGUAAAUUAUGAUUCAUAGAUGAUGAACAAUCACUUAAACAAUAUAAGUCUGGUGCCAAAUGCUAUUUCAGAUGAUACCUAAAUGUUACAGCACAUAGUUUUGAUACAUGCAGGGUAUCCUUAGAAAAGCAAGUAAAUUAUGUAAUAGUUGAAAGAUAAUUCUCAAUAUCAUAUGUCAGAUGUUCUUUCUGGUUCACUUCUCUAUCUGGUUCACAAUUCAUUCCAGAGUGGUGCAACAAAUUCUGAAUUGGUUGAAGGAGUUCUCUCCUAGCACUAUCCUGGAGACGGAUGUUGGAGAAAUAUGACUGCUGGAUCUGCAAUAGGAUAAUGUCUUUUAGUCGAUCCCUUUUGUGCUUGUUUGGUGAACUUGUGUCCCCAAUCUGUUGAACUCUGUAAACAUUUGCUUUCCAUAAAAGCAGAGAUAUUCUCCUUAAAAACUCAGUCCAGAAUGGUGAUAUAUGAAUGAUCCCUGAGAGUUUAUAAGGUACAACCGUACAAGUCCAGGUGCUAGAGACUUCUCAAUUUGCUGGAAAAUGCUGUAGUAUUUUGUGUUGACUUGCUGUUUGAUAUAUGCUCAGUACCUCACUGUAAAA